GAGGCGCGCUCAUGUCGCAGGAACCGGAGCGUGCGGCAAUGGCGGCCGCGUCCGGCGAGCUUCCGCCUGCUGCUAGAAGGGAGAUGAAAGAUCCGGGUUUUGCAGAAUCCUCUCCGGCGGUCCCGGCCAUGGCGGCCGAAGACAGGUGGUCCACGCUUCCGGGCGACCUCGUCCGCCGCAUCGCCGACUCCUUCCUCGACGACAACAACCUCGACUGGUACAUGGACUACCGCGCCGUCUGCACCGGCUGGCUCGCCGCGACCGACGACCCAAGGAGCGAUGCCUCCGACCCCCGCUUUCGCCCGAGCCGGUGGAUCGUCCUCGACGAGGUUUUCCAGAGCGAUGGGAAUCUGCUCCUGUUGAACACCGACACCGGCCGCUUCCUCCGCAAGAAUCUUCCGCAGCUCGGCGAGUACCACCUCGUGGCCACCACUCUCGACGGCUACUUCGUUCUCGCGGAAAAAACCGCUCCUCACGCCGUCUGCGUCCUCAACCCUCUUACCGGCGUCGUGAUCCGUUUCGCGGCGCCCGUGCCCCCCGAUGUUGGAAUCGCUGAUGUCAUUUUCCCCCAAGGCUCUUCGCUCCGGCUCGCCGUGUUCUCCGACUCAUCUCGCAAGGCUUACUCGGCGGCUCCUCACAGUGAAAGUUUCGUCAGAUACAACCAUAAGCAGCCAGCAGCUUACGAUUUCUUCCGGAAGGCGAUCGUGGGUGGUGUCUACGCAAGCUUUUCUGAAGCAUCCGUAGUUCGUGAGAUGAUUAUUUGCUUAGGCAAAUUUCUGCCGGUUAAUCUUUCCCCUGUGACCGAGGUUUUCUCCCUUGAUCUUCCUGGACAUGGGUACGGCAUGCGGUGUUUCCUAGUGGAUUUGCAUGGGCAUAUAUGUAUCGUCAUGAAGAUCUUGAAUCCACAGGGAGUCUUGGCUCUCUUUGCUCUUCAAUAUGACACCGAGACAAGUAAGCUCUGCCUUCUGAAGACCCCAGACAGAUAUGCCAUCUUCAUCGGUGACCACAGGUGCUUCUCCGUCGAUGUUGAUGAGUUCCCAGGAACUGAGCCAGACUGUGUGUACUACACUGAACAUUUGGGUUCAUCCGCUCAUAUCUGCAAGUGCAACAUCAAGGAUAACAAAAUGGAGAGGAUCUCUGAAGCUGCUGAUUUUGUGAAGCAGGACAAGAAGUUUGUCCUGGUCGCUGACCGUCCUUACACCAUCAUCCACCUUCUGGUCAGCUACACCAUCAACAACCCAGAUUCUCAACUGGCCUUGCAACAGAUUCCAUAAGGCGUCGGCAGAUCUUCGUUUAAUUCCUAAGGACAGUGAUUUUGAUCCGACAAGAAGGCUAUGCAUUUGCUAAGUAAUUUUUCUUGUUUCCCUUCUAAUCUUUCGUUCAGUUAUUAUGGUUAUUAUGCCUUGCCUGGUUAAGAGUAAGAACAGGUAGAUUCUAUGUUAGAUCACCUUUAGUGGAAGUGCAGUUUGAUGUCUUAAUUGGUACUAUUUGGUAUCAACCUAAUGCGACAUCUAUUAUCGUGCUUGAUGGAUGCUAUCUUAUUUAGAUGUGUCCACUUGUUCUUCUCUUGUAUUACUACUUCCUAGCAAAUGCAAUGUGGUGCUUAAUUUCUGGCAGUAGUAAAUAUUGGCCCAAAUUUUGGCAACUUCUGGAUUUUGCUACUGCAGUGGAACAAUCUGGGCAAUGUCAUAUACUGUGCAAGAAAUGGUUUUAGAUUUGCUUACUGACAGUUUGUCGAGCUGCUGUACGAUGUGUCCUGGGCAUACAACAGGUUAUGAAAGGAAUGUUUCACCUAUUUUUGUAAUGCUCUGAUGCGUCUAUACUCUAUACUUGAGCCCCUUGAACUAGUUGCAUUUGUAGUUUGUUCGUUGUAUUUAUGGGCAUCACUGAAGACACACAAUCUGCAGCAUGAAUGUUGUUAAAGAGCUAAACUAAAGAUGUUCUCUGCUUAUAAAUAUUUGUCACGCAGUUGGUCGUUGCUGUUUCUACAAGGGUAUUGUAGAUUCUGUACCUUUUUUGUACUACAUUUACAUAGAUUUUAUCCUGUUUAGAGAUUGUGUGUGUCUACCUGAUCACGAACGAGAGAAGUAGACUAUCAGGAGCUCAAAAUGUCUGUGUACUGCUGCAACAGUAAGCAGAGAACAGUUGUUGGAAGUAACAUAGGCUAGUGGAUGAACUACUGAAACAUCAUUUCUAACCAUAUCUUGUAUGAUUUCUUCAUCUAGAACUGCAGCGCCAUCGGUUUGUUCUCAGACAACAAUGCGUAAGCGUUUCUUAAUUGUAGCUGCAGUUGAUGGGCCAAUCAUUCAGUUUGCUUCUAGUAUAGGUUCUAUCCUCGGGCAACUGCUGGACACUUGAAGUCUGCAUUUUGCCACUGAGAUCAUCAAUGCAUUCAGACAGCAUAUCUAUUGUUUUUUCUAAUUAUCAGAUUGGUAGACGGUUAGUGGUUCAGGGUCCAAGUGUAUAAUUUUCAGCACUAACUCAAAGCUUAAUUCCAAGUGGUUCAGGCUAGUGUUUUUCUUUCAGACGGGACACAUUUGGAACUCCGAUUUCUCCUGAAGAAGAACUACUCUCAAAAACAAAAACAAAAAAAGAAGAUACGAAACAAACAUGGGUGCAAGUAUUACUUAGUUCGUUUGGGAUGGAGUAUCUGCAUGCAUGACAUUCUAAACACUACAACAAAAUAGCAUAUCACUGACCUGCUAUUAAGCAUCUACACUG
Molecule: messenger RNA, 2721 nt
Organism: Aegilops tauschii subsp. strangulata
Lineage: Eukaryota; Viridiplantae; Streptophyta; Magnoliopsida; Poales; Poaceae
Source: RefSeq, a predicted model, not a curated record